ACUUCUCGAAGCCAGCCGUAGUGAAAAGCAAGAAUUGUGUUCCUGCCAGCCAGACCCAGUCUCCAGUGCUGGUCCCCCUGAUGGCAGUUUGUCCAAGCCUGUGAAACCUGCCAAGCUGGACGCCACAGCUUUGCACGACUGCACUUUGGCCGCCACUGUGCCUCCUUCGGAGCUCUCGAGUGAUGCGGUCCCAGCCUGUGACACAGGCAUUCAUGAAGAGCACUAUGUAAGUGAAGCAGUGGAAGAUGAUCUUCCAGACUGCAGAGAGUACAGAGAUGCCUGCACCAUUACUGAUGUGUGCAAUAGUACCAAUCUUCCUGAAGUUGAGAUCAUCAGUCUACUGGAAGAGCAGCUGCCUCAUUAUAAGCUAAGAGCAGAUACAAUCUAUGGUUAUGACCACGACGACUGGCUUCAUACACCUCUCAUUUCCCCUGAUGUGAAUAUUGACUUAACAACUGAGCAAAUAGAAGAGACCUUGAAAUACUUCCUUUUAUGCGCUGAAAGAGUGGGCCAGAUGACUAAAACAUACAAUGACAUAGAUGCUGUCACACGUCUUCUUGAAGAGAAAGAACGGGACUUAGAAUUAGCUGCUCGGAUUGGCCAGUCACUGUUAAAGAAGAAUAAAUCACUGACAGAAAGAAAUGAGUUCCUGGAGGAGCAAGUAGAACACAUCAGGGAAGAGGUUUCUCAGUUGCGGCAUGAACUCUGCAUGAAAGAUGAACUGCUCCAGUUCUACACCAGUGCUGCUGAAGAAAGUGAGCCAGAGUCCAUCUGUUCCACCCCGCUGAAGAGGAAUGAAUCUUCUUCCUCCGUCCAGAACUACUUUCAUUUGGAUUCUCUUCAAAAGAAACUCAAGGAUCUUGAAGAGGAGAAUGUUGUGCUUAGAUCUGAGGCCUGUCAGCUGAAGACUGAAACAAUUACUUAUGAAGAGAAAGAACAACAGCUUGUCAAUGACUGUGUGAAAGAGCUAAGAGAUGCAAACAUCCAGAUUGCCAAUAUCUCCGAAGAAUUAGCAAAGAAAACAGAAGAUGCUGCCCGGCAGCAAGAAGAAAUCACCCACCUUCUCUCUCAGAUAGUCGAUCUGCAGAAAAAGGCAAAAGCUUGUGCAGUUGAAAAUGAGGAACUUGUCCAGCAUUUGGGAGCAGCUAAAGAUGCCCAGAGACAGCUCACAGCAGAGUUGCGAGAGCUGGAAGACAAGUAUGCAGAGUGCAUGGAAAUGCUUCAUGAGGCUCAAGAAGAGCUGAAAAACCUUAGGAACAAGACUAUGCCAAACGCCGUAUCGCGUCGGUACCACUCUCUCGGGCUCUUCCCUAUGGAUUCUUUGGCAGCAGAGAUAGAAGGGUCAAUGAGAAAAGAACUGCAUUUAGAUGAACCCGACUCUCCUGAUUUUGCUCAUCAGAAGCGUGUCUUCGAGACAGUGAGAAAUGUCAACCAAGUUGUCAAGCAGAGAUCCAUGACUCCAUCACCAAUGAAUAUCCCAGGCUCUAACCAGUCCUCUGCUAUGAACUCAGUCAUGUCUAGCUGUGUCAGCACUCCACGUUCCAGUUUCUAUGGGGGAGACAUCUCUAACAUUACAAUAGACAACAAGACCAAUAGCAUCAUCUUAGAGACAGAAUCCUCUGACAACGGAAAUGAAGACAGGAUGAAGAAGCCUGGAACUCCGGGGACUCCAGGCUCCAGUGACCUAGAGACUGCCCUUCGUAGGCUGUCCCUCAGGAGGGAGAAUUACCUCUCAGAGAGGAAGUUCUUUGAAGAAGAGCAGGAAAGGAAGUUGCGGGAACUGGCAGAAAAGGGUGAACUCCAUAGUGGUUCCAUUACCCCCACAGAGAGCAUCAUGUCGCUGGGAACUCACUCAAGGUUUUCCGAAUUCACUGGAUAUUCAGGAAUGUCUAUCAGCACUCGCUCCUACCUGCCAGAAAAGCUUCAGAUUGUGAAACCACUAGAAGGUUCUGCCACUUUGCACCACUGGCAGCAGCUGGCUCAGCCUCACCUGGGCGGCAUCCUGGACCCGAGGCCUGGGGUUGUCACUAAGGGCUUCAGGACCCUGGACCUGGACCUGGAUGAAGUGUACUGCCUUAAUGACUAUGAGGAAGAUGAGACAGGUGACAUUUCUUACAAGGGCCUAACUACCUCGACGCCAGUUCAGCACACAGAGACCUCAGGUGAGAGGUCACAAGCACAAGUGACUGUUUCAGACAACAAGAAUAACCCCUGCCAGUCUCAGGCUUUCACAGAGGAGAUGCAGGAGUCCACGGCUGACGAUGAUGAGGGGUCUGUACCUCAUCCUGGGAAGUGCAUGUCACAAACCAACUCCACCUUCACCUUCACCACCUGCCGCAUUCUGCACCCCUCCGAUGAGCUCACACGAGUCACACCAAGCUCCUGUGUAGGAGCGUACCGUUGUGUGAGUCCCCAUUCAGAGCUGAUGUGUCUAGACUUGUUUAGACAUGAGAUGGGCACUGACUACCUAAGGAACGCAUGAAAAGUAAGGUAUUAUUGAAUAUGAAAAUCUGUGAGGUGGAAAGGAACCUGAAUGAUGAGUCCAUGGUAACUUUUUCCGCUUCCCUUUUUCAACAUAGCUAAUCAUGGCCUGUCUGGAUUUAAUUUAUUCUUUUCUGUCUUCUCUCUUCAACACUAUUACUCAAGAGAUCCUUUUAAAUGGCUGUAGUUCUGUUUUAAUUUUCUUAUUACUGUUGAAUUGCUGUUAAUUAUGGUCAUAAUAAACUCCUUGAUUACGUUGGUUAUUAAAUCUAACAAAUGAGCCAUACUGACAGCUAAAUUCAGUAUAUUUUCAGCUGCCUUAGUUAAACCAAAGUUCAUCAUUCGUUCAGGAGGAAGAAGAGGGAAAUAAACAGUGUGAUGUUUUCAGCAGAUGUUUUUUAAGGAACUCCUCCUUACCAACUGUAAACAAUUCUUCACAGGUCAUGUGAGGAGGACGAGGAAACUGCAUUAUGUCUCCUUAUGCUGAGAGGAGGGAUAGGGCACACACUAUGAUCCAGCGUGGCAGGGGGUGAGCAACACUGCCAGCAGCAUCUGUGUUGGCAGGGUCGUGUCCAAGGAAUGCCAGUGUGUGUGGCACCAGCUAACCCAAAGAGGUUUGGUAUUUGCCUACCUGGUUGCGUUUUAACCUAGCCUCUAACCCAGGUGAUGCUCUAACCUGACUAAAUUUCCUCUAGCUAAAUGAGGUGCUCAUUUAUGUGUUUCUUUUUCCAAUCUCACUCUGAAACUGUCACUGGGCUGAGUUGCUGAGGCCAGUUUGAAUCUUUUGGUGUCUGUGUCCAGGCUGCUCUGCAGCGUUGGUCAGUUUGAUGGAGAAAAUAUUUUCCAGUUAAAGUAAUGCCAAAAUGAUCAAACAAACAAAAAAGCAACACUUGCAUAACAGCUGCUUUCUAGCAGGGUUGUCUGGGGGGUUUUAAUUGCUCUGUAGUUUGUUCUGUGCUGACAAAGCAGUGGAACUGCUAAUAUGAAUAUCUGUGCAACUGAAAUCUGGUGCUGGAAAGAAUGAAGCAGUUGGAGGUAUUAAGCCAUUGGAGUGCUGUAGUUUUAAUCUUGUGACUAGGACAUCUUAGAAGCCUGAUAAUGAACGCCGUGUGUCUGGGUUUCCAAAAUGUACUUGGUCCUAUUCUGUAGAAAGUCAGUUCAUGCAGUAAGUUUUCUUUCUCUUCCCUCCCUCAUGCUUUUCAAGACUUCUGUACUUCUGUGUUUUCUCAAACAUUUUUGCAUUACAGUUUACAGGGAGGAAUAGAUGGGAUUCCUCUUGUUGAAUCACAGGUGCAGGGUAAAAAUCCUUUGGCGGUUUCACUUGCUUAUGGUAGAAGUUCCAAAUCAUUGAAGAGAUUGUGUUGGUCACAUCUUGGACCAUGGAGAGAGACCUGACUUGGGGCUUCAUAGCAUCAGCCUGAUAUUUCCUUAAUUAAGGAGUGCCUUAUAUACGAUUAGAUGAUGAUCUAAGCUCAUCAGAAAGCUCAGCUCAGAGCAUUCCAGGGUGUCUAACCUCACAGAGUUCACUAAGGUGAAAUGAGACUGCAAAUUCCAGUCUCAUUAGGCUAUAUGGACAAAAAGGAGGCAAUUCAUUCAUUGGCCUGAGUCUUCUCUACACCUGGAAAUCCAGCCGGAUUGUCUCAGUGUGGCUAUUUGAUGCAUUUCUUGGUACAGAGAACUCAACUUUUAGUAGCGUGUUAUGGCUGAGCCAAUCCAACAGCAUGGCUCUGCUGAAACGGGAAGAUCCCGUUCUUUCCCCUUUCCUUUCCCCUCGCAGCUGCUUGGUUUUCCUGCUCUCUUGCACUGGCUUUGGCUUUUGUCUGACUCUUUGCUGAGUGUCUUCUACUUGCUAACCUGGCAAGGUGAAGGGGAAGAUUUUCUUUUUUGAGCAGUGGUGAGCUCUCAGGUCAGUGAAUUGUCUGUUAGCAUCAAGUGUUGCAUUGUUCAAGAGCCUUUUAAUGACAUUAAAGCGAAUGAAUCCAUGCCUAGGAAAUACUACUGUGGAAUUACAUUUUUCAUGUGUGUAUAUGUGGCAAAACCCAUCAUUUGAGCAAGGUUGGAAAGCUUUUUGUAAAGGUGAAUGGAACCCAUGGGAUUUUCCCAAAUAGACAUGAAUUUGGAGUGUCGUGGAUGUCCCACAUGCCUUGUUUCUGGAAUAACUGAGUACACCACACCUUAUUCAAUGAAUGUUGUACCUUGGACAUUAUUAUUAGUGGGGAUUACCAAUAGGAAAACAUGCUGUGGCUAACCUGAUCUAUUAGGAACAAGUUUUUUAAGGAUGGCACUGUAGUGCCAGAAGCACUCAACCCUCAGUGUCCAUGGGAUCUCAAACUGUGGCACAAAGGACUUGGAAUGUCUUUGGAAAUAGGUAUUGCCUUGAGUCUGUGUUUGGUCACAUGGGCAGCUUCUGGGGAGAGGGUGAUUGCCAGAAUGAAUGCAAUUUGAUAUUCCUCGAGAAAUCCCAACCCUUAAUAAACUAGCAGUAAUGUGCUUAAGAAAACAAAAUGCCCUAAGAGAGCACUAAACAUCAGUACAUCUUGUCUGUCACUUGUUCUGAAUGUGCAGAUUAUUCGCCCUGUUUUAAUAUUUUCUUGUCCACUGCCUGUAUGUAGUUUAUUUUUAGAAGAAAGAACUGGAAUUGGGGAGCAAUUUAGCAAUGUUUCAAACUAUAGAAAGGAACAGUAGGAUGGCUCUUUGUCAUGCUUGGUUUGCUGCUAUCAGUUACCCAUUGGCCAACUGACAGAGCUCGACGCUGUUUUUCUCAUCACCUUUGAAGAUUAUUCACACCAUUGUGCAUCUCCAUCCAAAGUCAGAUCUUCCAUCCCCUUACCCUUUAGUGAAAAUGAAUUCAACAUAAGAAGGGUUUGACUUUACAGAAGUGUCGUGGUUUGAGCCCAGCCGGUAACUCAGAACCACACAGCCGCUCGCUCACUCCCCCCCCCCCCUCCUUCUUCCUCCCCCCCCGCUCCCGGAGGGAUGGGGAGGAGAAUGGGAAGAAUGUAACUCCCACGGGUUGAGAUAAGAGCAGUCCCGCAACUAAGGUAUAACACAAAACCACUACUGCUACCACCAAUGAUAAUAACCAUUAGUGAAAUAACAAGGGGAGAGGAUACAAUUGCUCACCACCCGCCGACCGAUACCCAGCCCGACCCGAGCAGUGAUCUGGGCCUUCUGGGUAACUCCCCCCGGUUUAUAUACUGGGCAUGACGUGCUGUGGUAUGGAAUACCCCUUUGGCCAGUUUGGGUCAGGUGUCCUGUCUCUGCUUCCUCCCGGCUUCCCCUCCUCCCUGGCAAAGCAUGAGACUGAGAAAGUCCUUGUUGGAAUAAACAUUACUUUAGCAACAACUAAAAACAUCGGUGUUAUCAGCGUUGUUCCCAGGCUGAAAGUUAAAAAACACAGCACUGCACCAGCUACUAAGCAGGAGAAAAAUGACUGCUAUAGCUGAACCCAGGACAAGAAGCAUGUGUUGGUGACAAUGCCAACUUCCAACAGCUUUGCUAUGGAUGCUUCUGUAGCAAGUACGUUCCCCUCCUCCCUUGCUGCUGUCUCUGCUAUGACCUAGGAGCACUAAAAAGACUAGCAGCUCUGUGUGCUCAAAGUGACACCAGAAAGUAAAUCUGUCUUGCUUAUACCAUUAGUCAAGUCCCCCCUGUAUCCUUGUCUCAUGGAAGCAACUGGGAGUUGUGGCAGCCAGUAGAUCAGGAAGAAAAACUGAAGGUGUUGAUCAGGAACCUGUCACUUUGUUUAUCAGAAAAAAUGUGGUGGUGGGUGCUGGGGAAUGCGUCAAUCCCAUGAGGCUGGGUGGUGAAACACGCAAAGUGCAGAGAUGUGUUUUGUAAGAGAUGAUGGUUUUGCACUUGUCAUCACAUUUGUGAGGAGCUGGGAACUGGCAGUUUUGUGGGCACCCUCAAAUGGAUAAAAGACCCUGCUGGGAGUUCAAAAUCUUGCUUGCAGAGUAAGCUUUAAUUCCAUAGUGGAGAGAAUAAUUUGCCUGCUCCUUUG
Strigops habroptila (Kakapo) is the source of this 6484-nucleotide messenger RNA. It is a transcript of the gene TRAK1, whose product is annotated as trafficking kinesin protein 1. The transcript has 16 exons. Gene Ontology annotation, biological process: endosome to lysosome transport; neurogenesis; anterograde axonal transport of mitochondrion. Gene Ontology annotation, cellular component: dendrite. Gene Ontology annotation, molecular function: GABA receptor binding. Lineage: Eukaryota; Metazoa; Chordata; Aves; Psittaciformes; Psittacidae. The coding region runs from base 515 to 2482 and encodes 655 amino acids. The record is from RefSeq and is a predicted model, not a curated record.